Messenger RNA from Truncatella angustata, 836 nucleotides. RefSeq lists its product as uncharacterized. Bases 349 to 642 code for a protein of 97 amino acids. The transcript is spliced from 2 exons. Lineage: Eukaryota; Fungi; Ascomycota; Sordariomycetes; Amphisphaeriales; Sporocadaceae. The record is from RefSeq and is a predicted model, not a curated record.
CAACAAUAUCGGUCGCAACUAUCCGACCAAACGAGACGCUUGCCGAAAAACCCGAAGAAUAAUUAUGUUUUGCACGCACGCACGCACACACGGUCGUUCCUAUGUCAUGGAUACAUAUGCCCUGAAGACGGCGCCUAUAUCUCUCUAGACAUAUAUUCGUGCAAAAAGCAAAAACAUACAACACCGAGGAAUCCCAGUGGUCACCCACCUAAGCUGCUGAGUACGAAUCCAGCGCUUUAAGGUCUUGUCUAUGGGAGCAACGAUUGCCGAAAUCAGACAAAUCGUAUUCUAAAAACGGAGACCUCACAUCCCAAGCACCCCAGUUCAAAAUCUCUUGGUAAUAACUAAAUGAAACUCAAACGAUUCAAUCUACCUGGUUUAAGCUUAUACCGCACCUUUUACGUUUCAUUUUUUAACCCGUUUCUGUUUAUAUCUCUUUGCGGUUUCCACGGCGCCCAUAGUAAAGUGCCCAAAUUACUUAGGUCUACAUCUCCAUCGUCCCCAUACCGCUUUAAGCAAUGCACGGCUCAGCGAAACGCACUAGCAAUCCGGCCAAUUGUCAGCGACGGCAACCUGGAGGUAUAUAGUAUGGGCUAUAAAGAUAAUGAAGUAAUUGAAAGUAUAGGCCAUUGUAUUUGUUAGCAGCAGGUCAGCGGUUUGUCGUAGGGCUACUCUUAUAACGGAUACUCCGGAUUUGGUAAGGCCGCGAUUAAAUAAUAACGGAUGAUAAAAGGUAAAUGCCACACGGAUAACUCUGGCCUCGGAUAGCUGGGAAUGCCACUAAAUUGAUGCCGGGCGGAUUUGCCUUCUUUUAAUAACACCGCGCGCGGGGGAGG